Molecule: messenger RNA, 603 nt
Organism: Necator americanus (New World hookworm)
Lineage: Eukaryota; Metazoa; Nematoda; Chromadorea; Rhabditida; Ancylostomatidae
Exons: 1
Coding region: 1-603 (200 amino acids)
Source: RefSeq, a predicted model, not a curated record
AUGCCACCGAACACGAACACAGCAUAUGAUGGAGAAAUGCUGCUAGGAACAUGCUACAGUAACGGAGGACCCUGUGGUACCCGCCCCCUUCUUCAGCAUGAGUGUGGCAAGUGUGAACAUCGGUUCUUUCAAAUAACUGACGACGCGAAUCAAAGUUUACCGACUAGAGGAUAUGGAAUAACGCGAGCUCUGACUAUCUUCGUUGCUUACGCUCCAACACCACGCUACGAAGAAGUCGAAGCUUUCCAUACAGACCUAGAGUUAAUAGAUAGUACCCUCCACAAGGUCAUUUUCAGUUAUUCCAAAAUUGGCUCCGGAAAAACGUCUGACAGAACUGAAGGAGACUACAAAGACAGAAGAUCAUGUAGCAUGAAGGACAGCCAUGCAAGCAAGCAAACAGCGUUUCAAAAAGGAUUCAGCACGAUUGACCAUAUUCACGCUGUUUCGAGACUCAUCGAGGUAUCACGAGAGUACAAGAUGCCACUGUGUCUCGAUUUCCUCGAUUUAGAGAAGGCCGUUGAUUCAAUUGAGACUGAAAGGAUCUUGGAACUUUCGGACAACCAAAGAGUCCCCACGCAGUACAUAAAGGUGCUCCGAGAGUAA